Messenger RNA from Brassica napus (rape), 1172 nucleotides. Its product is annotated as transcription factor IBH1-like 1. Gene Ontology annotation, biological process: regulation of DNA-templated transcription. The transcript has a single exon. NCBI's taxonomy places the organism in Eukaryota, Viridiplantae, Streptophyta, Magnoliopsida, Brassicales, Brassicaceae. The record is from RefSeq and is a predicted model, not a curated record. The coding region runs from base 556 to 897 and encodes 113 amino acids.
UGGGCAAUGAUCGAAGCAGAGGCUAAAUGGUUCCACGUGGGGCCACUACAUUCGAUAACGUCAGCCAUGACAUAACAAACGAAAUGGUUCUUGCCUUAUUGGCCUCAUCAUUCUCACAUUUUGUAACAUGUCUCCCCUCUCUAUUAAACCCAAUAUUCAAGGAAUUCAAGUUGGUCCGAUCAUGCACACACUACUAGCUUGUAAUGGACGGACUCUAUUGACAUUUACUAGAUAAAAUAAAUAAAUAUAUAUAUGGUUUAAUUCUGAAAGGAGCUAAAAAUUAUCGCAUAUGUGUUUUGUUUGUCCAUUAAAAUAGUGAAUCUAACAUGUAACUUCAUGCUUAAAAAUAUAAACGAAUAAACAGAACUUAUUACUCUCGUAUUUUUUUUAUCAUUGUUUUAUAACAGUUUAUCUUUUCUCGCAGCAAAACAACAACACAGAUUGAGACUUAAGAGAGUGGAUGUGAUAUAUAUCAUUGACACAAAAGAACCUUUUAUUAUAAAAAAAAAGAAAAAACUAGAAAAGAGCAGAAAUUUUAAAUAAAACAAAAAGACAAUGAAGAAGACUUGGGACUAUAUAUACAUGGACCACAACCACGUCCAUUACAUAUUAUCAGUCACAAAAUCAGCUGUCAUAAGCAAAAAAAAAAAAACAAUGGAAGAGUCGAGAUCGUACAGAAGGGAGAGGAAGCAGGCGAAGAAGAAGAAAACGGGCCGUGGAUCAGGUUCUGGAUUCGGGUCAAUCCAGAUGGAAAUGAGGAGGCUCCGAGUUCUAAUACCGGGCGGGCGAAGGUUGAACCAACCCGAUCUGCUUCUAUCAAAGACUACUGAUUACGUUGUGCAUUUGGAGUUGAGGAUUAGGUUUCUCAAAACCCUACUCUCAAAACUGAUAGUUUAGUUUGUUUGCUAGUUUUCUUAUUCUUCAUCUUCUUCAUUUUUUGUUAUUCUAAAAUAAAAUUUCCUUUUUAUAUUUGUAUGUUUUUCACAAACUAUUUGCGUUUGAAAUUUGUUACUUCGCAACUCAUGGAAUUUGUUUUUCCAUGAUUUAGAUGAAAUUUAUUAGUUGGGCUUCUAGUAGCAGAUGUUAUCGUAAUUGAGUCCUUAUGGCCCAUGAAUAUGUCUUGCAGCUUUUCUAAAAAGUGGUAAUGACAGGCUUUUUCUUUAUUUUACCAA